This is a messenger RNA of Talaromyces proteolyticus, 1613 nucleotides long. Its product is annotated as putative cytochrome c peroxidase Ccp1. Bases 318 to 1400 code for a protein of 360 amino acids. Gene Ontology annotation, molecular function: peroxidase activity; heme binding. Gene Ontology annotation, biological process: hydrogen peroxide catabolic process; cellular response to oxidative stress; response to reactive oxygen species. Lineage: Eukaryota; Fungi; Ascomycota; Eurotiomycetes; Eurotiales; Trichocomaceae. The record is from RefSeq and is a predicted model, not a curated record. The transcript is spliced from 3 exons.
UCUAAAUGCUCAUACAUGUAACUAGUUGUUCACUGCGUCUAUUGAUGUGUUUGUAUUGCCGACGCCCGAAACGUGGAGUGUGCACCAAACCGCUUACAGCGACGCGGCAGCUGUGGCCCAAUCAGCGGCGCGGAAUUGGUCACCCAGGUCCAGCGUUCCCCGACUGAUAUUCGAGCGCCUUCUUCUGCUCGUUUCUGCUCUUCUUCUUAUCUGUUACUCUCUCCCCUCUUUCAAUCCUCUCAAGUCAGCUGUUGCUGCACCACUCUUUCCCCAUUUUGUUUCAUUUCAUUCCGCUCAGCUACCACACAACCAUCACAAUGGCCUCUGUAGCCCGAUCUGCCACCCGCGCCUUUGCCCGCUCUAACCCUGUCCGUCCUGCUGCUCGCAGCGCCCGAUUCGCCGUUCCCCUCCAGACCGUCCGUGCUUCUGGCCGCCGAGGAUACUCUUCCGAAGCUGAUGCUGGCAAGUCCAACAGCACCCUGUACUGGGGUAUCGGCCUGGCUGCCGCAGCUGGUGCUGGCUACUACUUCUACAGCAACGGCGAUGUAGCCAAAGCCUCUGGUCCUUUCGUGCCCACCAAGGACGACUACCAGAAGGUGUACGACGAGAUUGCCCGUCUGCUGGUCGAAAAGGACGACUACGAUGAUGGCAGCUAUGGACCGGUUCUUGUCCGAUUGGCAUGGCACGCCAGCGGCACCUACGACAAGGAGACCGGCACUGGUGGCAGUAACGGCGCUACCAUGCGAUUUGCCCCUGAGUCUGAGCACGGUGCCAAUGCUGGCUUGAAGACUGCUCGCGACUUCCUUGAGCCAGUGAAGGCCAAAUUCCCAUGGAUCACCUAUUCCGACCUGUGGACUCUUGCCGGUGUCACUGCUAUCCAGGAAUUGCAGGGCCCUGCCAUCCCAUGGAGACCUGGCCGACAGGACCGUGAUGUUUCCGCCUGCACUCCUGACGGACGUCUUCCCGACGCCGACAAGGACCACAAGCACAUCCGUGGCAUCUUUGGACGCAUGGGAUUUGAUGACCGUGAAAUUGUCGCCCUCAUUGGCGCUCACUCUCUCGGCCGUGCCCACGCUGACCGAUCUGGCUACGAUGGUCCUUGGGACUUCAGCCCUACUGUUUUCACCAACGAGUUCUUCCGUCUCUUGGUUGAGGAGAAGUGGGCCUGGAAGAAGUGGAGCGGACCUGACCAGUACACCGACAAGACCACCAAGACCUUGAUGAUGUUGCCUGCCGAUCUCGCCUUGAUCAAGGACAAGGAGUUCAAGAAACACGUCGACCGAUAUGCCAAGGACAGCGAGGUUUUCUUCAAGGAGUUCUCCGACGCUUUCGUCAAAUUGCUUGAACUUGGUGUUCCCUUCACCACUGACGAGCGCUGGGUAUUGAAGGCCACCUCCUAAACGUUCAACCAGCUUCCCAUUUUCUUUACCCACCGUCUCUGAUGUGUUUGGGGCUUUGUCUAGAUAUCCAAUUUGCAUUUCCAUUCGCUGGAGACAUUGUCUCUACUAGAAUUUAGAUUUAGAUUUAGAUGUUAGAGAGUGUCAUUUGCUGCGAUGUGUGACAUCGACUUUGUAUGAAACAGAUACCUUUACAAUACGAGUACUCAAUAUGAA